Molecule: messenger RNA, 1893 nt
Organism: Diprion similis
Lineage: Eukaryota; Metazoa; Arthropoda; Insecta; Hymenoptera; Diprionidae
Product: TNF receptor-associated factor 3
Exons: 1
Coding region: 255-1697 (480 amino acids)
Molecular function (GO): protein binding
Source: RefSeq, a predicted model, not a curated record
CUUUAAUAUUCGAUCAAUGAAUUAGUUAAAAAGUUGAGUCACAGAUCCCAAACACGUUUCUUGUGGUUGAAAUAUUGUGUUUAUCUACGCGUAUAGUUACGUAAUCACGUAAGUUUGAUCAAGAUUGGGGGAAGUCUUAUCAGGUGUUAUCAUUAUCAUUUAUAACACGACGAUAUCGUUAUGACGUGUCGCCUCUCACAGUUGUGGUAGAUUUGAAACUCGUUAUUUGGCUUUAGUCACUACGUUAAUCGAAAAUGAGUAGCAACGUGAAUUAUAUCACUCGUCGAAGUGUGCCCUGUUACUUCUGCAGUGAAUUUAUCGAAGAGAGAUAUUUACCUGAGCAUGUUAAACAUUGCGGUGCUGUACUAGAGGAAUGUCCUGACAAAUGUGGAGCUUAUAUACCAAGAUGUAAUGUGAAGGCACAUCGUGCUCAGUGUAGUAGUAGGAAAAGUAAAAAGAUGAGCAAGUCGGAUGAAAUGCAGUUACCCGUGCCAACUGAUUCGGUAUGGAAAGAAAGAGUUAUGUCUGUACUGAAUAUGAUGCGGUCUACGAUUGCAGAUGGUAAAAAAGAGCAAAAAGAAUUGGAGGCAAGGAUUGCGCAAAGUUUGGAAACGCUGCGUUCUAAGGAGGCAGCCUUAGAAACGUUGAGAAUUCGUUUAUCCGAAGCAAGCACUGAUAAUCGCCAGGCUAAUGACGAUAUAAAUUUUCGUAUAAGUAGACUAGAGCAAAGCUUUACUCACAUUGACGAACAAACGAGUUUGAAUUUCGAACAAGUCUACGAUCAGCUAAACAUGCUCCAAAGCCGAUUGACUGAUAGUGAAAUUGAACGAAAAACAGCAAUGAAGGAAUGGCAUGCAGAACUGGAAGGAUUCAAAAACUUUUUGUCGGAGGAAAAUGCAAUGAUCAGUGUAGUUUGGCACGAACAAUUGAAACAGAUUCAUGAUUUGAAACUGGAGCUCGAAAUGAGAUGUAAAGCGUCCAAGGAACUGGUUAAAUCUCACGAUAUUUUGGCAGAGAAAAUGGAUAUUCUUGUCGACGAAAUGAGGAAGCAUUCCGAAGCCAUUAAGAACCAAGUUGCCGAAACAAAGGCGUUGAAGUUUCAGUUGAAGGAACACGUAAACUACGUUGAAGACACGAUGAAGGAAGUCAUGAGUCAAAAUUCAGCCCAAAGUAUGAACUGCCCAUGCGUCACAGAAGAAUAUUUCCAACCAGUGCCGAGCAACGGUCGUCUGUUGUGGCGAAUUGAUAGGUACAAGGAAAAAAUGACGGAUGCUAAAGAAAAUGACACCCUACUUUGUAGUCCAAUAUUUUACAAUAAAGAAUACGGAUACACACUAAGAGUUGAAUUGUUUCUGAAUGGAAAAGGACAGUGGAAAGAAAGACACAUAAUCGGUUGUCUGCGAGUCUUGGAAGGAAAGUGGGAUGCUCUGCUGGAUUGGCCGUGCAUUCUUCAAGCUACCAUUAUCUUAAGAGAUCAAGAAAAUCCAGCUAAUAAUGUGAGAAAAACCUUGAAAGUCAAAAGACAAGAUGCUAGCGAGGAUUCCAACAAGCUCGACAAGGAUUCUGGAAUGUACAUGUUCAUACCUCACACCAAGUUAACGAGAUAUGAUGGCUUUACCAAGAACAAUGUUAUGUUCUUAGACAUUCAAGUCAAGGACUUCAAGAUUGGUGGUUCGAUGGUAUCUCUGCUAUCGUAAAUCAACUGAAUUUGGAAGUCUCAAGUUCACCAAUUCUCAUUCACUGUGUAAUAUAACAUUCUCCGAAAGUUCAUCAGGAAAGAGUCAUCGUUUAUAUAUCACAGUAAAUUAGUUUUCAGCGGAUCAAUUACAAUCAAUCCUCUCUUUAAACUUUAAUUAAUAAACUGCAUGUGUUCAAAAGUGUUAUUAUAACUGG